CCACGGACCUCGACAUCACGACACGAUGCCCGUCGUCAAAGGAGGAGUAUGGACGAAUAUAGAAGAUGAAAUUUUGAAAGCCAGUGUUUCGAAAUAUGGUCUGAACCAAUGGGCGCGAGUUUCGUCGUUACUGGCGCGAAAAACACCGAAACAAUGCAAAGCGCGAUGGAGCGAAUGGCUUGACCCGGGUAUCCGGAAGAUCGAAUGGAGCAAGGAGGAAGAUGAGAAGCUCCUGCAUCUGGCGAAGUUGAUGCCCACGCAAUGGCGCACGAUCGCUCCGCUGGUUGGCAGAACUGCUACACAGUGCCUGGAGCGCUACCAACGACUUCUGGAUGAAGCUGAGCAGAAGGAAGCUGGAGAGUUGGGACUAGGUGGGCCUGAUGGAGGAGAGACCAAGGCUCCAUCUGCGGAUGAUGUUAGGAGGUUGAGACCUGGAGAGGUGGAUCCGGAUCCUGAAUCGAAACCUGCGCGACCUGAUACCAUUGAUCUGGACGAAGAUGAAAAGGAAAUGCUGAGCGAGGCUCGUGCCCGUCUGGCGAAUACACAGGGAAAGAAGGCGAAGCGGAAGGCGAGAGAGAGGCAGCUGGAGGAGUCGAGACGGUUGGCGGUGUUGCAGAAGCGCAGAGAGUUGAAAAAUGCGGGUAUCAAUAUUAAGGUCGUGAACCGUAAGAAGGGGAUGAUGGACUACAAUGCCGAUAUUCCGUUUGAGAAGGCUCCUGCACCUGGAUUCUACGAGACUGGCGACGAGCAGAUGCAGAAUGAGAAAGAAAGAGAGGCCUUUGAUCCUAGGAAGCAGCAGCUAGCGAACAAGCGAAAGGGCGACCAGGAAGAGGACCCAGAUCGAAAACGUAGGAAGGGAGAGAAAGAAGCCCCAUCUGCCUCAUAUCAAGCAGCUAUGAAGGCUGGUCAAAUGCAGAAGAUUCGAGAGGCGGAACAAAGCAGCAAAAGAAGAUCUCUUGUUUUGCCAGCACCACAAGUUGGAGAGGGAGAGUUGGAGGAAAUUGUCAAAAUGGGCAUGAUUGGUGAAAGGGCCAACAUGAUUGCAAGAUCCAGUGAGAAUGAUGCGACACGAGGCUUGGUCAACACAUAUUCGACUGUCAACAGUGGAGCACCUAUUCGAACACCAAGAGCACCUGCUCAGGAGGACCAUAUUGCGAAUGAGAUCAGAAACAUCAGAGCCUUGACUGAGACACAAUCGUCGCUACUAGGUGGUGAGAAUACACCUUUGCACGAGGGCAUUGGUAGCACGGGGUUCGAUGGAGUUACUCCCCGACGACAACAGAUGGAAACACCAAAUCCUAUGGCAACACCUUUCAGACAAGCUUCGAACGGUAUUGGCCAGACCCCGAUGCGACCUCCAGCGAUUCCAGGUCAAACUCCAAUGCGUACACCUCGUGACACAUUUGCUCUCAACGCCGACGGAGAAAUGCAACUUGUCGGUGGCACUCCUAGAGACAUCAAACUGAGAGAAAUGUCAAUGAAGCACAAGCUGAAGCAAGGUCUUGCAUCUCUGCCGAGGCCAAAGGAUGUUGAAUGGGAGCUAGAAUUGCCCGAGGAACAGCAAGAACUAAUUGGCACCGAAGAACUCUCCGAAGAAGAUGCAGCCAUCCGAGACGAGAGAAAUCGACUGAUCCGAGAAGCACAAGAAGCAAUCGAGUUCAAGAGGCGGAGUCAAGUCAUGCAGAAAGGGCUCCCUCGCCCCACUGCUCUUGAUAUAAAUGCGCUCCUUCUAGGAGCUUCCCAAGUUCAGGAUCCCAUUCUAGCUACAAUUGCAAGAGAAGCUGCUUUGCUUGAGGCAAACGACGCUAUCAAAUAUCCAGUUCCAGGUGCCCGAGUCAGAGGCACUCCAGGGCCCCUGGCUGUGAUCGACGACGACGACCUCGCUAGAGCCCGACUUGUUAUCGCGCGAGAAGUCCCAGAAUCAGCGGCCCAGGCUGGGUCAGAAGAAUUCCAGAAGUUAUGGAGUGAGGCGAAAACCCACUCGCUGCUGCCGGGCAUUAGCGGCUACGAAGAUGAGGUCGAUGAACAUCAGAUGCUCGUCCAGACUUUCGACGUAUGUAUUUCUCCAUUUAACCAACCAGACUCAAAUGCUAACAAUUUGCCUAGAACGUUCAAGAUAAACUAGUAGCUACAGCCGAGAAAGGCAAUAAACUCCAGAAGAAACUAGCCCUCCACCUUGGCGGCUACCAAAAGCGCGCCAAUACCCUGCGCCAGAAAAUUGGCGAAGCAUCCGAAGCCCUGGACAAAGCAAACCAGUCGCUGGAUUCCUUCCGCACGCUGCAAAUAUCCGAGGAAGCAGCUAUCUCACGUCGUUUGGAAGCGUUGCGUGCUGAGGUUGGGUUUGUGGCUACGAGGGAGAGAGAAGCGCAGGAUCUGUACAGGAUGAGGAAGGAGGAGUUGGUCAAUUUGACGGCGGGGACUAAUGGGUAUCAUUGAGGAGAGACUGGUUCAGGACAUAGCAUGGCAUGGAAUGGAAUGUUGUACAACAGUUAGGAAGAGUACAUACUCUUCGAGCCCGAGAUUCAAUGGAUAUAUUAUGGCACUUGUUGACCUGACACCUGGUGUCAUUUCACAAGUGGCAUUCAGGACUACGCUGAUUUCAAAAUUGUUUGAAAUCCAAUGUUUUCAGUACCAAGCCUGUGAGAGAAAGUAGCGUGACCGAAGUGAACAUGCUUCGUUGCUUGUGCACCAUAGCGUAAGUCCGCAAUGGCUCGCUUAACGCCUCGAAUGUAAACAACUAGGGGCAGCUGCUAGAGAC
Molecule: messenger RNA, 2758 nt
Organism: Cadophora gregata
Lineage: Eukaryota; Fungi; Ascomycota; Leotiomycetes; Helotiales; Ploettnerulaceae
Gene: CEF1
Product: Pre-mRNA-splicing factor cef1
Exons: 1
Coding region: 26-2125 (699 amino acids)
Biological process (GO): mRNA splicing, via spliceosome
Cellular component (GO): Prp19 complex; spliceosomal complex
Source: RefSeq, a predicted model, not a curated record